AUGUCAGAUUCAAAACAAGGAAAAAGUGAGAAAAAGGGAAUGAUCCUUCCCUUCCAACCAUUGACAAUGACUUUCCACAAUGUCAACUAUUAUGUUGAUAUGCCAAAGGAAAUGCGUUCUCAAGGUGUCCCAGAGACAAGACUACAGCUGUUAUCAAAUGUGAGCGGAGUCUUUUCACCUGGUGUUCUUACAGCUUUAGUUGGAUCAAGUGGUGCGGGGAAAACUACGUUGAUGGAUGUUCUUGCUGGUCGAAAGACAGGUGGAUAUAUAGAGGGAGAUAUUAGAAUCUCUGGUCAUCCAAAAGAACAACGAACGUUUGCUAGGAUCUCCGGGUAUGUUGAGCAGAACGAUAUACAUUCUCCUCAAGUCACUGUUGAAGAGUCACUAUGGUUUUCGGCUAGCCUUCGUCUUCCUAAAGAGAUAAGCAAAGAGAAAAAGAAGGAAUUUGUGGAAGAAGUAAUGAGACUUGUAGAGCUUGAUACUCUGAGAUACGCUUUAGUAGGGUUACCUGGUACAACAGGACUUUCUACAGAACAGAGGAAACGUCUAACAAUUGCGGUUGAGUUAGUAGCAAAUCCAUCAAUUAUUUUCAUGGAUGAACCAACAUCUGGACUUGAUGCAAGAGCAGCUGCAAUUGUCAUGAGAACUGUAAGGAACACUGUUGACACUGGAAGAACAGUGGUUUGCACCAUUCAUCAACCAAGCAUUGACAUUUUCGAGGCCUUUGACGAGAACGAUAUACAUUCUCCUCAAGUCACUGUUGAAGAGUCCCUAUGGUUUUCGGCUAGCCUUCGUCUUCCUAAAGAGAUCAGCAAAGAGCAAAAGAAGGAAUUUGUGGAAGAAGUAAUGAGACUUGUAGAGCUUGAUACUCUGAGAUAUGCUUUAGUAGGGUUACCUGGUACAACAGGACUUUCUACAGAACAGAGGAAACGUCUAACAAUUGCGGUUGAGUUAGUAGCAAAUCCAUCAAUUAUUUUCAUGGAUGAACCAACAUCUGGACUUGAUGCAAGAGCAGCUGCAAUUGUGAUGAGAACUGUAAGGAACACUGUUGACACUGGAAGAACAGUGGUUUGCACCAUUCAUCAACCAAGCAUUGACAUUUUCGAGGCCUUUGACGAGCUGCUUCUAAUGAAACGCGGGGGACAAGUUAUAUAUGGUGGGAAAUUGGGUAAACACUCACAAGUUCUUGUAGAUUACUUUCAGGGGAUUAACGGAGUGCCUGCAAUAUCAAGUGGUUACAAUCCAGCAACUUGGAUGCUUGAAGUAACUACGCCUGCUUUGGAAGAGAAAUAUAACAUGGACUUUGCAGAUUUAUACAAGAAUUCUGACCAGUUUAGGUAA
Camelina sativa (false flax) is the source of this 1341-nucleotide messenger RNA. NCBI's taxonomy places the organism in Eukaryota, Viridiplantae, Streptophyta, Magnoliopsida, Brassicales, Brassicaceae. The record is from RefSeq and is a predicted model, not a curated record.